Aspergillus caelatus is the source of this 3195-nucleotide messenger RNA. Its product is annotated as putative forkhead transcription factor Fkh1/2. Bases 594 to 2696 code for a protein of 700 amino acids. Gene Ontology annotation, biological process: regulation of transcription by RNA polymerase II. NCBI's taxonomy places the organism in Eukaryota, Fungi, Ascomycota, Eurotiomycetes, Eurotiales, Aspergillaceae. Gene Ontology annotation, molecular function: protein binding; DNA-binding transcription factor activity, RNA polymerase II-specific; RNA polymerase II cis-regulatory region sequence-specific DNA binding. The record is from RefSeq and is a predicted model, not a curated record. The transcript has 4 exons.
CAAACACUGGCGCGCGUUAUCGUCAUCGUUUCUCUUUUCUUUCCUUUCCCACUUUCUUUCAAGACGUCGUAUCUUCUUCGCUUCCAACAACAAGCCCUUUGUCGUUCCACCCCGCUUCAACCCCCCGUGCGACUCCCUGGAAAUCUCAACUAGGCCACGCUUGAUCGUCCUAACACAUUAUCUUAACAAUCGCCGAAAAAAAUUUCCCCCGUGGCUGAAUAAUAAUAAGCCAGCCACGCCCAGAUCGCGUCUUGCGCGGUGGCAAACGAUCCUUUGGUUCUUACCCUCUCGACCACCCGGUUCUAAGUUUUCCUUUGCCCUCUUUGGGUCAUCUGUCUGCCGUCCUCGCUUCGCCUUCUUGAAAACCUCUUCCUACGUCAAUCGUUUCUGUUUGCUCGCUUGGCGCAGAAUUUCGUGAAUUAUAUGGGCCCGUGAAUCGCGCACAGAAAGUCAACAUCAUAUCUUAGAUCGAAUAUUGGCGAUACGACGGGUUAUCUACACCAUUUACAAAACAAAAAAAAAGAAAAAGAAAAAGAAACAAAAGCAACAACAGAAAUCCAUUCCAGAAUUCGCAACAGUUCGUUUGAUCGAAUAUGCCACUAUCAAACAGGCGCCGCGCGCGGCGCAAGGAAAUCCAACUACAAGAGACCUCAGAUGCGGAAGCUCCGGACUCCUCACCUACCCGGCCAUCGAGCAAGAAGCGCAAGGUUGAACGGACCUCCCCUCACACUCGUCCCAUGAAGACUGGAGAAUCCGCCGACGAGGCUGACCACUCAUCCCCAGAACAUGAACUAUCGGAAAACCAGGACCUUGUGGAUAUGGUGAUAUCGUAUCUCGAUGCCGCCCGCGAAGAAGUGCGCGUGAUACGCGACCACUCCAAUACGAAGACAGAGAACAAGCAGAGUAUUCGUGCCUAUGCAAAGAUCGCCGGCCGCAACUGGACAUACUAUGUCAAAACUCUCCAUGUCAACAUUGGGCGCGAACCGGAUCGUGAACAGAAGCUAGAUGAGCAGUCAAGCCCUGUGACCAUCGCAGCACGGGCACUGCCAGAGGUGAAUGUGGAUUUGGGGCCUAGCAAGUUCGUAUCACGUCUGCAUGCCGAGAUCUUUUACGACGGCGAGGAGACGGCCUCUUGGCAUAUUCGUGUCAAUGGUCGUAACGGCGUCCGGUUGAACAAUGCCAUCCUGAAGCGCGGCACUGAUGCGGUCCUUUCGUGUGGUGACAUCAUUGAGAUCGCCAACACCCAGAUGAUGUUCGUUACCCCCGGCGAUAAAGCCAAUAUUCAUCCCAGUUUCGUCCAACGCGCGCAGCGCCUUGCCAACGGGGAAGAGGAUGUCGCUGCGUGGGACGCCUCGCAACAUGCCCAUCCCCACCCUGUGCCAUCGGGUGCCCCAGAGACUUCACGCCCUCCAACCGGCCAACCGUCUUUGGCGCCCGCACCGCAUUUCCUCAAGCGCCAAGUAACGCCGCCGCCACGGUCCCCCGACACUGUUGGUGCCCGGACCGCUAAGCAGUCCCCGUUGUAUAACCGAGGCAUGAUGAUGGAAAGCACGGAGGAGAUUGACUAUAGCAAGGACUCGGCCAAGGAUCUGAAGCCUCCCUACAGCUAUGCCACAUUGAUCGCACAAGCAAUUUUCUCCAGCGAAGAAGAAAAACUUACCCUCAACAACAUCUACAAUUGGAUCAUGGACAAGUAUGCAUUCUAUCGUCACUCUCAGAGCGGAUGGCAGAAUUCGAUUCGCCAUAACUUAUCCCUGAACAAGGCUUUCCAAAAAGUGCCCCGUCGUACCGAUGAACCAGGAAAGGGAAUGAAGUGGCAGAUCGCCCCCGAGUACCGCGAGGAAUAUUGGAAGAAGCAGCUCCGUAAGGGAACGCAAUCGUCGGCACCGUCCUCCCCCGCCACCAGAGAUCCAGCCACGCGCGGAGCCAACGGCCUGGAGGCGGUUUUCUCCAGCAAGAAGUCACCUCCCGUGUCGUCCCCCGGGUUUAGUUCUUUCCCCGUAGCUCCGGUUGAGGCAUACACGCCGGAACGGGGUUCGCGGGCCAGCCGGAACGGCCCCCAGGAUCAUCCUCUCCGCCCGCCUGUUCGAGACUACGAGGAACCGUCCCCCUUGCCUGCACGCUCAGCCAUCAAGAACAGCAGCAAUGGCACAAGCCUCCGGUAUGGAUUAUCUGACAAUGUAGCUUCUCCGCCAAUUUUAUCGUCUUCCUAUUAUGACGAAGGGCCAUCGUCCAUGAUUACACCAGCACCACAACGGCAGCAACCACGUCUGCCCCCGCCUAGUACCGCGCAAAUCCCAUCCAAGUUUAUGCCUAUGAGCUCGCCAGCACAGUUUUGGAAGUUUGCAGAUAUUGGUAGUACACCCGCCCGGCCGGUUCCAGACAUGAGCCCGCUCAAGGGUGACCCUGGGGAUGGACUGGGCAGCAUUCCGAGUAGCAGUCCGCCACCUCCGAAUUUGGUCAGCCCUAGUAAGCCAGGUACAGCCAACGGUCUAGGCGCUGGACGAUCACUGCCCCCGCGGCGUGAGCAUGAUUCGGCGGUCCGGUCAGCCGCAAACGGGGCGGGUCGAGAUCUUGGAGACGAUGAAGACGAAGAUGAUGGAGGUGGUUUUGAUCUUGCGAGGGGCUUUCAACCCAUUGGAUCGUACCAUCGGCAGUUGAGCAACGCCGCUCGCACCAGCGCUGCAACCUCAUAAUUAUUCGAUUUACCUUUGCUUGUCCUUUGAUAUCCCCGUAUGAGUUACAUGGCUUCCCUUACGAUAUUUUUGCUAGAGCAGACCCGCAUAGAACGGAGCAAACAGAAUGAAUGGAUGGUGUCGUGAUUUUUUAACCAGGAGGCUCUCUGGUUUUCCUGCUUUUCUGAUGUACUUGACGUGAGCAAUGAGAUAAUGUACCUAUAGCUAUUAGUAUCAUUUAUACCAUAUCAUAUCAUUGAUCUUUACUCAAUCCCAACAGCAUCUCAGUCCUGAUCCGCAACAGGAACAUCCGGCCAAAACCUCUCCUCCAACCACUUCACCUGCCUCCACCACCUUUCACACCGGGCCAUCACGUCCCCCUCCUCAUUAUUCAGUACCCUCGAAGCCAGAGCAUCAACUACCUCCGCAAUCCCCUCCACAAACUCCCUGAACUCCAGACUCGUCCAAUUAGGAAUAAACCUCUCCCUCAGCGCCCCGCCAUCCAAAUCCCUUUUCCCAC